AUGAAGCAGCAGGUCUUGGGUCCCUCAAAAGCUCCACAUGGGACCUUUCAUAGAAAAGGGGAAAUGGCAAUCUGGCCCUUCUCUGUGCUGUGGAAAGUCUCUGAUCCAACUCUCUUCCAAAUGACCUUGGUCGCUGCUCUGUUGGCUACUGUUCUUGGCAACUGUGGUCCUCCACCCAGACUACCAUUUGCUACUCCAAUAAAUGAGAUGAAUAUGACAGACUUCAAAACUGGACAUAUUCUGAGAUACACUUGCCGCCCAGGCUACAGUAGGGUCAGUUCAAAUCAGAUACUCACCUGUAAACAUACUGGCCUAUGGGGUUAUACUAACUUCUGUAUCAAGAAACGAUGCAGAUCCCCAGGAGAUUUACCUAAUGGGAAAGUGGAAGUUAAGACAGAUCUCUUUUUUGGAUCACAAAUAGAAUUCAGCUGUUCAGAAGGAUAUAUCUUAAUUGGCUCAACCACUAGUCAUUGUGACAUCCAAGACAGAGGAGUUGACUGGAGUAAUCCUCUCCCAGCAUGUGUAAUUGCCAAGUGUGUGCCCCCUCCAAAAAUCAGCAAUGGGAAGCACAGUGGUGGAGAUGAAGACAUCUACACAUACGGUUCAUCUGUCACCUACAGCUGUGACCCCCUCUUCUCACUCUUGGGCAAUGCCUCUAUUUCCUGCACAGUGGAAAAUAAAACAGCAGGGGUUUGGAGCUCAAGUCCUCCUACCUGUGAAAAAAUCAACUGUCCUCGACCACAUGUUCCACAUGGAAACAUUGUCUCUGGAUUCGGAUCCACCUAUGUUUAUCAAGACUCUAUUUUGUUUAACUGCCAGAAAGGUUUUCGGCUCAAUGGAAGCAAUUUAAUUCACUGUGGAGCUGAUAACAAAUGGAAUCCUUCUCCUCCUAUUUGUGAACCCAGUAGUUGUACUGACUUACCAGACAUUCCACAUGCUUCCUGGGACAGAUAUCUUAGCCCACCAAAAGAGGAAGUGCAUGUUGUUGGAACUGUGUUAAAGUACCACUGUCAUCUUGGCUACAAACCUGCAACAAAUGAGCCUACAACUGUGACUUGUCAGGAAAAUUUGAGAUGGACCUCAUACAAAGGGUGUAAGGAGAUAUGUUGCCCAAUACCAAAGCUACAGAUUAGUGAAAUCACUCAACAUAAAAGAAGUCAUCCUGCCAAUGACUGUGUCUAUUUCUAUGGAGACCAGGUUUCAUAUUCAUGCUAUGAGGACCAUAAGUUAUUAGCUACAUGCAGAGCAGAUGGCACAUGGAAUCCCCAAACACCAUCAUGUGAUGACAGAUGCAAUUUUCCUCCUAGAAUUGUGCAUGGACAUUACAAACGAAAUAAAUUUUAUGCCUUCUUCAAAGAGGUUACAUAUGAAUGUGAUGAAGGAUACACUCUGGUGGGAGAGGCAACAAUCUCCUGCAGUUCUUCAAUGUGGUCGUCUCCAGUCCCUCAAUGCAAAGCUCUGUGUGUGAAACCUGAAAUAGCAAAUGGAAGGCUAUCUGUGGAUAAAGAUCAUUAUGUUGAAUCUGAAAAUGUCACUAUCCAAUGUGACUCUGGCUAUGGUGUGGUUGGUACCCAAAGUAUCACUUGCUCUGAAAACAGAAUCUGGUACCCAGAGGUGCCCACGUGUGAGUGGGAGGUCCCUGAAGGCUGUGAGCAAGUACUUGCAGGCAGAAGACUCAUGCAGUGUCUCCUUAACCCAGAGGAUGUGAAAAUGGCUCUGGAGUUGUAUAAGCUGUCUCUGGAAAUUGACCUACUGGAAUUACAGAGAGAAAAGGAAAGAUAUCCCGCUCCAGUGAAAUAA
This is a messenger RNA of Carlito syrichta (Philippine tarsier), 1800 nucleotides long. It is a transcript of the gene C4BPA, whose product is annotated as complement component 4 binding protein alpha. The transcript has 11 exons. Bases 1 to 1800 code for a protein of 599 amino acids. Gene Ontology annotation, biological process: negative regulation of complement activation, classical pathway. The record is from RefSeq and is a predicted model, not a curated record. Lineage: Eukaryota; Metazoa; Chordata; Mammalia; Primates; Tarsiidae.